Messenger RNA from Saccoglossus kowalevskii, 1698 nucleotides. RefSeq lists its product as uncharacterized. Gene Ontology annotation, cellular component: secretory vesicle. Lineage: Eukaryota; Metazoa; Hemichordata; Enteropneusta; Harrimaniidae. Gene Ontology annotation, biological process: intracellular signal transduction. The record is from RefSeq and is a predicted model, not a curated record.
GGUAGAUAAUUAUAAACAGUACUAUAAUGAUGUCUUUCACAAAUAUUUUGAUAUAGUUCAACUUUCUGCCAAAGUGUUUUAUAAUUUCUUAAUGGAAGAUGUUAAACAGUUGUGUAUCCUCUCUGACCAGGAAGAGGAAUCCGGUGAAAUAGAUUUGAUGAUGUUGAGUUUAGCAUACAUUGAUUGAAUACUUUGGACAAUGACUGGGCUACAUUCAUUCUACCACAGGACCAAGUGUGGAGACAGAGUUUUCUGCAUCAAAUUGGGAAAUAUCUAUUUGUGUUGAGAGAUCACAUGAUAUCACUGGUAAUUCAGUCUAUUCAGAAUGAUAAGUAUCAUGGAUUAAAACUGCCAGAUGAACUAGAGGAUAUGCAGUUCACAUCGUCACAGGAUUUUACUAGACUUGGUCCAGCACCAACAACCUUCUUAGCACAAUCAGAACACUCAGCAUUCAGCAGUGUACCAUCUUCAGGCAACCAUACACCACGCUCACCACAGUGUAUAACAAAAAGGCUAACACCAAUCCAUGUCAAAUCCCCACUAGAUGAUAAACCUGAUAUACAGUCUGUGUUGUCAUCAAAGGAAGGGAGGGAGUCCCCAAAUCAUAUGUCCACAAUUACUGCCAAUCAACAGCAAGAUGGAAACCAGGUAACACCAGGUAGUGCUGCUGCUGGAGGUGGUAAUUUCAACAUAGAUGAUGAAUUCAAGGUCACAUCAGUAAGAACUAUAAAACAAAAUGAAAUUGAUGGUAAUACAACAUCUGCAUCUGAAGAUGAGAUUUUGUCAUUUGCAAUUAAAGAGAUUUCUCACAGUACAGACGUUAAGCAAUUAGUAGCUAGAAGUUAUGAGAUAGAAAGCCAAUUAGCUCAAGUCGGUGCAAGGGCGCAGUCAGCUCCACAAGAAACCAUGCACCAGUUUCCACUCAGCGAUGAGAGCCCAAGUUGUGGCUAUAAUUCAGCAGCUUCCAUGCUGAGCGAUGAUGAUGUCACAGCAUUUGGGGUCAGUGGGUCACUGGUUACUGUGACAGAACAUAACAACCCAUCAGCAAUUGAGGCUAGUGCAAUAAAAGAUGAAAUUGAUGAAGCUCUUUGUAAAGAGGAUAUUACCAGUGAUCAGAAUGUGAUCACCGACCUAACUGAAUGUCACAAGACAUCCACGCAUGAACUUUCUGCUCAAGUUAAUGAACCCUUAGAUACAGAAUCUGCUCUGCUACAGGACACACAGACAAACACAAUUCUAUGCAAGGUAUCCACGUUAUACCGACUGCUGCUUUGCCUGACAGUCAAACUUCCACCUCUCGAGACUCCUUCAGAACUAUUCACUCCUCCAUACCAAGCUCUGUCUCAGUUGUUAGAGAAGAUGCCCCACUUGGGGAUUUACUCCAAACAGACAGUCAGACCUCGCUGACCUCGUGUGCUGAGACCGCUGAAGAGAAGGAGAAACUUGAAAAGUUUCUGCCAGUGUCUAGUUCUGUGAUUGAUGUGAUAUGUGUUGUGAAACGUCUCUCUGUGUUCGUCACCACCAUGUAUGAAAUGCUGCAGCCUAAACACGAUUGUUGUAGUUCCUGUGUACUCAACGAGGAUUAUACUCUCGAGCAUAUGGUUGCCAUGGGAGAUGUAAGGAAACAGGCACAGAAAAUUGGAAGUACUUUAUUCAGUAAAAUGUUACAGGUGUUUUCGAGUACUCUUUGUAACUAUG